This is a messenger RNA of Penicillium daleae, 378 nucleotides long. RefSeq lists its product as uncharacterized. The coding region runs from base 1 to 378 and encodes 125 amino acids. The transcript is spliced from 3 exons. Lineage: Eukaryota; Fungi; Ascomycota; Eurotiomycetes; Eurotiales; Aspergillaceae. The record is from RefSeq and is a predicted model, not a curated record.
AUGGCAGCCACCCAGUCACAAACACUCCUAUUCAUCCUUACUGCCAAUAGCUGGUUUUAUGAUGGUGGAACAGCAUUUCUUCGUUUCUUUCAAAAUGGUGAAGGGGAAAUCUUUGAUGGUGGAGAGCUGCACUAUAAAUUCGCGAAGCAGUUUGAAUGGAAAACUCUCAAUCUCGACGCUCUCGAGAAAACAGUCCGCAUUCGUCAAGACAUGAGCCCGCAAACUAUAGCAUAUCUGAGUCUCGAAAUCACCCUCACAGAACGCCUCCCAGAUCAAGAAUGCUGGCGAAAAGCGCUAAAAGAAUUCAAAAACGAGAAAUAUCCUUUUACGGAAGACGCUUAUCGGCCGCAGACAUAUACCGUUCCCAGGCCACGCUGA